Rhodofomes roseus is the source of this 237-nucleotide messenger RNA. RefSeq names its product cytochrome b5-like heme/steroid binding domain-containing protein. NCBI's taxonomy places the organism in Eukaryota, Fungi, Basidiomycota, Agaricomycetes, Polyporales, Fomitopsidaceae. The transcript has 3 exons. Gene Ontology annotation, cellular component: membrane; intracellular membrane-bounded organelle. Gene Ontology annotation, molecular function: heme binding. The record is from RefSeq and is a predicted model, not a curated record. Bases 1 to 237 code for a protein of 78 amino acids.
AUGCCGUUGUCACCCAAGGACGUAGCAGCGCACAACACGAAGGGUUCUGUCUGGGUCAUUAUCGAGAAGAAAGUGUAUGAUGUCACUGACUUCGUGCCCGAGCAUCCGGGUGGUCCCCGUAUGAUCAUGAACUUCGCGGGACGUGAUGCGACGACGGCCUUCAAAACUUUCCACUCCACGGAUGUCCUAGCAGCAACGCUGCCGCGACAUAAACACCUCGGGUGCAUAGGAUCAUGA